AUGACGCCCUUGUUGGCGCGUCCCAGAGAGGCGACGUCCGAUGAUUUUCCGAGGCUCGCCAGCUGGACUGAUUUCGCGUCUGCUUCGGAGAGCGAAGAGGGGGACGACAUCGGUGACAGAUCGACGACGCGGGGUUCGUGCGCACGGAACGACCGGCAUUCAUGUCGUUCGACUUUUUCAACCAGAACUCCGCUCCGGCGGGCGGGGGAGGACCGGAGAUCGGCCCUAACGGCGAAGAGAGUGCGUCCCGCGCGCCGGCGCGCCGCGAGAUUCGUCGCUCUCGUUUUUCUUCCAUUUUCGUGUUUCGAGGUGCCUAGAUCUGACCGCCCGCUGUACUUCCCUCUCUCGUCCGCAGUUCUCAUGGACGUCAGGUGCGGCCGGAUCAUCGUCGACGGACGGAUGAUGACCCCGGAUCAACGAAAAGGCAAGCUGCGCGUGUGCAAAGACACGGACGGCCUGACGCACCUCCAGUUCGGCCUCCGAAGCGAUGACCUUCCGUACGUCCCCGAGGACGAUUUCCUCAUCUUCCCGCAAGAGUGCGAGAUGAAGUUCAUCCCGAAGCCCGGGUGCUUCGUGAUCAAGUUCCCCGACGACGCUUCGAGGAACAUGUUCUUCUGGAGCCAGGAGCUGACCGGGACGAUCGCGGACGAGAAGUUGACCGCGGAUUUGAACGUCGCGCUGAACGGCUCGCGACCCGGCGGCGGCGGCGGCGAGGACGACCUCGCCGGGUUCGAAGACGAACAAGAGCAGCUCCUCGCGAUGCUCGACGCGGGCGGCGGCGACGGCGACGACGCCGGCGACGUGAUAUCGCGGAGAGCCGCGGCGAUCCGGCAGGCGCAGGCCGCGGCGGCGAGCGCGCUCGCGGAGGCGCCGCCGGCUGGGGACGUCGCGCCCACGCCCGUCGCGGGCGCCGCGGCGCCCGCGCCGACGCCCGUCGCGCCGACGAAAGCGGACGCGCCGCCGUCGACGACGCCGGGAAGCGCGACCGCGGUGACCAGCGACGCGCUUCGCAGCGCGUUCGGGGCGACUCAGACCCCGGAAGGCUCGUCGGGAGGCGGGAACGUCACGCCGAGCGGGAACAUCGACGCCGCCGCGAUGGCGGCGGCGCUGGCGGGGUUGCAACGCGGCCGCGCGCCCGCGGGGCCGGGGCUCUCGGACAUUCUGACCGCGGAGAACGUCGGGGAGAUGCUGAGGAACGACGACGUCCACGCUAGGCUCGCGGAGCACCUCCCGGACGAGCACAAGUCCAGCCAAGACCUCGAGGAGCUCUUGCGCACGCCGCAGUUUCAAAACCAGCUCGAGCGAUUCAGCGCCGCGCUGCAGAGCGGGCAGAUGGACCUCUCGCAGUUCGGUUUAGACCCGGGUACGGGGUUCUCGGUCGUGGAUUUCCUCACCGCGAUCAAGAACGAGGUUGAGAAGAGCGACGGGAAGAAGACCGACGGGGCUGGGAACGAUGCGAUGAAGGAGUAA
Messenger RNA from Micromonas pusilla CCMP1545, 1470 nucleotides. RefSeq lists its product as uncharacterized. Gene Ontology annotation, molecular function: endopeptidase activator activity; proteasome binding. Bases 1 to 1470 code for a protein of 489 amino acids. NCBI's taxonomy places the organism in Eukaryota, Viridiplantae, Chlorophyta, Mamiellophyceae, Mamiellales, Mamiellaceae. The transcript has a single exon. The record is from RefSeq and is a predicted model, not a curated record. Gene Ontology annotation, cellular component: nucleus; cytoplasm; proteasome regulatory particle, lid subcomplex.